ACCCGCCCUGGCCCUUCUCUCCCAGGAGUUUCUGAGCCUUCAGCGGCACGCCAGACCGCUCAGGCCGGCGGGUAUCGGGGGGAUUGGUCGUGAUUUCCUCGACCGGCGCAUGACGUGAGGGAAGGCGCAUGAUAGGUCGGGGGUGUCUGGGACGAUGCUUUGGAGAUUACAUGUGGGAGUAGGAGGAGGAUGCGUGUGUUGCAUUUCUGCCACGGCGUUAGCAAAGCGUACAAGAGCUGAAGAGCGAUGGUACUGACGCGAGAGUGCCCGACUCGGUGCUCGUGGGGGCUUCCGUGGGGUGGAGUCCAGCUCGUCUAGUGGUGGUAUAGAUGCAUUAUGCACAGGCGACAAUGACAAGGAGUUGGGGUGGAAGGAUGGUCGACUGGAGAAGAAGAGGCAGUGAUGUGCUCAGCUAUGCACGCCAUCCUUCUCCCAAGAUGCGGUCGAGUUCGUUGGAUCGACCUCUCACGUUACCCUUGAACCCUCGCCCGGGCCCACACAACCCGAGCGCACGGGCGUCAUCCCAGCAGCAGGCAUCCCCGAACUCUAUUAUUCCUCCCAUUGCCCCAGGCAGGCGCGAUCAAGUGGAUGUAUACCUUACAAAUAGCAUCAUCUUGUUCGCUCGCCUCCUCCUACAUGUAUGCCUCAAUGCUGCCAUCUCGUUCGUCCAACGUCCAUGCGAUGAACGAGGGCACCACAGCCUCCGUCAUGAUCCAGCCCUUGCUGCACCGUACAGCCAUGGAUCACUCAUCGCCCGCCGCAAGCUGGCGCACGCUGUUCCCCUUCGUCUCACCAUCGCGCAGAUCGCACCCAUUUGGCCGGUAAUCGCUCGCUCACCACGUGCACUUAGGAGGCCCGAGGCAAGAAUAAGAGAGCGGAGAGGGGUGUUGGUGUUGAUGAUCGCGCUGAUCGCACCCCCUUCGCGCACGCACAGCCGUGUUGGCGGAUUUGUAUAACCGGCGCAUGGCUUACGGAGCGUACUACCGCAUUCGGAUCGAUGCAAGGCGAUCGACCUCGACCACACCCUGUCACGCACUGCACGCAUGUUUGCCGUGACUCUCGCACCAUGUACGUGGAAGUGAAAGACUCUAGUGGUAGACAAGGUAGCCUGAGGUGAUUUGCUUGUCUCUUCUUCAUUUCCCCCCGUUCUGUUCAGCAGACUUUGCAU
Molecule: messenger RNA, 1168 nt
Organism: Neohortaea acidophila
Lineage: Eukaryota; Fungi; Ascomycota; Dothideomycetes; Mycosphaerellales; Teratosphaeriaceae
Exons: 1
Coding region: 330-956 (208 amino acids)
Source: RefSeq, a predicted model, not a curated record